Molecule: messenger RNA, 724 nt
Organism: Protobothrops mucrosquamatus (brown spotted pit viper)
Lineage: Eukaryota; Metazoa; Chordata; Lepidosauria; Squamata; Viperidae
Product: OCIA domain-containing protein 1
Exons: 7
Coding region: 108-515 (135 amino acids)
Cellular component (GO): mitochondrial inner membrane
Source: RefSeq, a predicted model, not a curated record
CGGAAGGAAGGUGGGGGAGCCGGGAGAGACACGGCGAGGGGAUUGACCCGGCCGCCUGGGACACUCACCUUUCGGGUGUUCAGAUUUGCUGGAAUCACUGAAGUAACAUGGAUUCUACUCCAGUAAAUACCGAAUUCUCUUCAACAGAAAAUAAGACCCAGAAUUUACUUAGUCAUCCAAGAAUCCUUACUGUGGAAGAGAUUGAAAAUAUCAGUCAACGAUGUAAAGAAGAAAGCUUCUGGUACAGAGCGCUUCCUCUAUCCUUUGGAAGUAUGCUUAUUACUCAAGGACUAAUUACGAAAGGGAUUAUCAAGACUGCUUCUUUGAAUACAGUAGUGGUUGUUGGUGUUUUGGCAUUUUUUGCUGGGAAAAUGUUAUACGUUAAAAAAUGUACCCAGAGGUAUGGAAGUCUUCUCGUGCCAUUUGGACCAAAACAGAACAGGAAAUAUUCUCCUACAGAUGAAGAAGGCAAAGUAAAUCCUCAAAUGAAAAAAACAGAUACUUCUGUUUCUUAAAACAAGCGCACAUUACCAAAAUUAAUAUUUUACUCAUGUUAAUGUAUUCCCCACUCUGUGUGAAUAUACUGUACAGAAUUAUGAUGAAUAUUGGAAUAAAAUGAUUAUUUUUGUGUAUUAGUACAAGGGUCCCCAACCCCCGGACCAUGGACCAGUACCGGGCCGUGGUGUGCCAGCAACCGGGUUGCACAAACAAGCAAAGCCCCAUC